Molecule: messenger RNA, 1690 nt
Organism: Triticum aestivum (bread wheat)
Lineage: Eukaryota; Viridiplantae; Streptophyta; Magnoliopsida; Poales; Poaceae
Product: tyrosine decarboxylase 1
Exons: 1
Coding region: 4-1494 (496 amino acids)
Biological process (GO): carboxylic acid metabolic process; amino acid metabolic process
Cellular component (GO): cytoplasm
Molecular function (GO): pyridoxal phosphate binding; carboxy-lyase activity
Source: RefSeq, a predicted model, not a curated record
ACCAUGAAAAACGGUAGUCCAUCACUUAAUGCACUGGACCCCGACACAUUCGCCGGAGAGUCCCGCGCUGUGAUAGACUUCCUCGCCGGCUACUACCGCGAUGUGGACAAGUACCCUGUCCAGUCGGAAGCCGAGCCGGGCAGCCUCCGUAGGCUUCUGCCCGACACGGCGCCCGAACACGGUGAGCCGGUUGACGGAAUACUCGAGGAUGUAGGGCAACACAUCCUCCCUGGACUCACACACUUCCAGAGCCCCAACUUCUUUGCCUACUACCCAGCCAACGCCAGCACGGCUGGGUUCGCCGGCGAGAUGCUCUGCGCCGGCCUCAACGUCGCACCCUUCACAUGGGCUGCCUCGCCUCUGGCAACCGAACUUGAAUGCGUCAUGCUAGACUGGAUGUGCAAGCUCAUGUGCCUCCCGGAUCGUUUCCUCUUCUCAGGCGGGGGCGGCGGCGGCGGCGGCGGGGUGCUGCACGGGAGCACCUGCGAGGCCGUGAUAUGCACUCUUGCCGCCGCACGGGAUCGCGCGCUCAGCAAGCUAACCCAUGAAGGCAUCCUCAAGCUGGUGGUGUACGCCUCGGACCAGAGCCACACCACCUUCCAGAAGGGCGCCAGGAUUGUUGGGAUCCCCCCGUCAAACUUCCGCAUCAUCCCAACGUCCGCCUCAUCCAGCUACGGCCUAACCGCAGAAAGCGUCCGCCACGCGGUGGAGGCUGACCUUGCCAGCGGCCUCGUGCCACUCUACCUGUGCGCCACGGUUGGCACCACCGGCGUCGGCGCGGUUGACCCGGUGGGUGAGCUCGGGGAGGUGGCGCGACGCUACGGCAUGUGGCUCCACGUCGACGCCGCCUACGCCGGCAGCGCGCUCAUCUGCCCCGAGUUCCAGGGCUACAUCCACGGCGCCGAGCUGGCCGACUCGGUGAGCAUGAACCCGCACAAGUGGUUCCUCACCAACAUGGACUGCUGCUGCCUCUGGGUGGCCAGCCCAGCUCAGCUUACCUCCGCGCUUUCCAUCACUUCAGAGUACCUCACCGAUGUCAGCUGCCAAGAAACCGUGGAUGUGGUGGACUACAAGGACUGGCAGAUUGCCUUGGGACGCCGAUUCCGCGCCAUCAAGCUGUGGGUUGUUCUACGCCGGUACGGCGCGGCGGGCCUACGAGCGCACAUCAGGAGGCAUGUGGAGAUGGCAAAGUGGUUUGAGCAGGCGGUGAAGGCCGACGAGCGGUUCGAGGUGGUCGCGCCCAGGAGAUUUUCCCUUGUGUGCUUCCGCCUCCGCCCAAGGCCACGGUAUGAAGGCGACCAUGCGGUGGACGCCUUGAACCGUAAGCUUCUCAACGCGGUGAACGCCAGCGGGAGGGCCUUCAUGGUACACACUGUGGUGGACAACAAGUUCGUUAUCCGCCUCGCCAUAGGUGCCACCAUGACCCAGAUGCGCCACGUCCGAAACGCAUUUCACCUCAUCCAGGAGAAAGCCACCCAAAUACUCCCUCCAUAGAAAUAUAUAAGAGCGUUUAGAUUCCUAUAAAGGAGUAAUCUAAACGCUCUUAUAUUUCCGUACAGAGAGGGAGCACCACGUGACUAAUAAUAGUACUUGUACCCCUAAAUUAGUUAAUAGCCAUGCCUCAUGCCUUACUGCAAAAUCAAUCAUGACAUCAAUGAAAAAUAAGCUUCAAAUAGAAUGUCUCUAUCGC